AUGAGAGCUUUGGCACUCAAGGAUCCACAGAGACUGAGAGAAGUGGAGCAGUUGCAGGCUCAAGUUAUGGCUAUAAGUAAAAAGUGUAUCGGACCAGAGCAUCCAGAUACGCUAAACAGCAUGUCCAACCUGGCAGCCACGUAUCAGGAACAGCAACGGUGGGUGGAAGCUGAGCAGCUUAUGCGAGAGGUCUUGGUCAUUUCGGAACGGCGCCUGGGACACAACCACCCCGACAACAUAUCGAACCUCGGACACUUGGCAGUGAAUCUGAAUCACCAGAAACGGUGGACGGAUGCAGAAAACCUGCUCGUCCAAGCUCAAGAGCUUUCGUUAAAAGUUCAUGGUGUAGAUCAUCAGCAACGUCUUACAAUCAUGGGAAAUCUUGCAGAAGUAUAUCGGAAACAGGAUAAAUUAGCAGAAGCCGAGAUAUUGGCUCACGAAGUUCUGGAGCGACGAUCACACCUCUUUGGUUUCAACCAUCCGGAUACAAUAACAAGCAUGAUCAGCCUAGCGGUCACGUACUGGCUCGAAGGUCGGCUCGGUGAUGCAACGGACUUGUACUGGGACGCCGUCAGUGUGAGUAUCGAGGUCCAUGGAGCAAAGCAUCCGCAGACACUACGGAUCUCCCACGACUUGGCAGUUUGUCUCCAUGGACAGGGGUCGCACGAAGAUGCUGUUGCUCUAAUGAAAGAAGUCGUUGCGCAAAGAGAUGCUACGGGCAUAGACUCGACGACAUCAAAUCAGUUUCUUCACACUUGGCGGUGA
This is a messenger RNA of Letharia columbiana, 765 nucleotides long. RefSeq lists its product as uncharacterized. Bases 1 to 765 code for a protein of 254 amino acids. NCBI's taxonomy places the organism in Eukaryota, Fungi, Ascomycota, Lecanoromycetes, Lecanorales, Parmeliaceae. Gene Ontology annotation, molecular function: protein binding. The transcript has a single exon. The record is from RefSeq and is a predicted model, not a curated record.